Achroia grisella is the source of this 4758-nucleotide messenger RNA. It is a transcript of the gene Ptx1, whose product is annotated as pituitary homeobox homolog Ptx1. The record is from RefSeq and is a predicted model, not a curated record. The transcript is spliced from 5 exons. The coding region runs from base 2656 to 3816 and encodes 386 amino acids. Gene Ontology annotation, cellular component: nucleus. Gene Ontology annotation, molecular function: DNA-binding transcription factor activity, RNA polymerase II-specific; RNA polymerase II cis-regulatory region sequence-specific DNA binding. NCBI's taxonomy places the organism in Eukaryota, Metazoa, Arthropoda, Insecta, Lepidoptera, Pyralidae. Gene Ontology annotation, biological process: anatomical structure morphogenesis; regulation of transcription by RNA polymerase II.
CAUCGGGGCGGAUAACGAGGUCGACUGGAUAGGGUGUAUUUAUUUAGCAUAGAGAUAAACGAACUUGCGAUUAUAAGUGCUUAACAUCAGGUGUGCCGAAAAACUACUAAUGUUGAAUUUUAUCACGUUGUUAAAAUCUACCAGUAAACACCAAAACAAAGAUUAUUAGAAUUAUUAAUAAUUCGUCUGUUUGUCAAGAAGUGGUAUGGACAUUAAUCUCAGUAAUGGCCUUAACUGAUUUGUGAAGAUUUCAUUUUUUUUUAUGUAAUUGAUACGACCACCGAGUAUAGUAUACUGAUAACAGUAAUGCGUUGCCAUUCCUGUAGACUACCAUAUAUCAUAUCUUUUAUUCUGUAAUUUCACUGUCUUAUCAGCAAUCAGAACAGAUCUUACAAAGCAAGCUUCUAUUAUCCACAUUUUGCAAAGUUUAUCUCGGUGAAAAAGAAAGUAUCUAAGUAAAAAGAAAGUAAUCAUGUUUAAGAUUUAUUUUGGAUAAGUAUUAGGUAUAUAAAUUCAUAUUAGUAGAUAAAUAAUUAAUACAUACCGAAUUGUGUAGUAUUAAACAAAAUUAUGAAGACAUUACCACUUGUACCUGUUUUUUAAUAGAUAGGUAGGUACCUACGUAAACAGGUGACCAUUAAUUUUUAGUCAGUUCAUUACGUAAUAAGAAAAAAGAUAUCUAAUAACUCCUUAAGGAACUACCUACCUAUUUAUGUAAUUAAUAUUUAAUUACUUUCUAAAACAGCUACUUAGUUACUUACUAAUACUGUUAUAUUCACUAUAGUAGGUAUUCUCUUUAAGCACCUACCUAUUUACGGAUUGUCCUACCUAAUAAUCUAAAUUAGGUAGGUAGGUGAUAAACCUGCAUAAAACUUACCAAAAUUGAGUACAUAUUUAGAUAAUGUACGAAAAAAUUAAAUAUGAUUGAAACUUUCAAUUCACUUUUAAAUCACAAUACUGACAACCCUGCACCGUGAAAUAGAAAAUUGAUUUCCGACGGCACUUUACCGUCGGGUGAAGCACCGCCGGUAGCGACCUACAUUCGCACAUUUUGUUACUUGCAAUACAAAUCGCCAUAGUUGCACUCAUUAGUACGGUCAAAUUUAUUGAACACUACAUUCACGCAAAAAAAAAUAAAACGUGAAGAACGUAUGAAAGUAUCGCGAUCGUACACGGGAAGGUUGCGUUUCUGGGGCCGCCAUAUUGCGGCGCGCCCCGCCCGCCACCGCACCGCGCGCCUAUUGGCCCCACCAUCGCCAAGGCGGGGCCACCAGCGCCUAAAUGUUGCCAGCUUUUUGAAUAAAUAAUUUCAGUAAUUUAAGUAAUGAAGGCAAUUAUGGCGUUGUUUAGCUAAGUUCGCGCGGCGGCGAGUGGGAACUUUAUAUUUAUACCGCUCUCUUUAUGUACGCCGACGCGCGGUUAAUGCGCCCGAUCUGUUUACGUUGCGAACCGGGAGCGGCUUUUAUUUAUUGCGGGUGACUCCACUGCACGGUACGCGAUUUAAACUGCAAUUAUUUUCUCUGUUAUAAGGAAAACAUAUUGCAUAAUUUAAAUGAGUUAGGAUAAUAUAAUAUCCUAGUAGAUUGCAGCCAGUACUUACUCAAAGCUUCUUUGCAGAUUUAUUAUUACUGUACCUACUGAUCAAUGUAAGUGAGUAUAUCCGUGUUUUAUUAUCACUCGUAGUUUUCUUUACUUUAUGUUAUUAACAAUUCCUAUAUUGGAUAUAUUAAAAAUAAUGCUAUACACAUUUGAAUAUCUCUAGUCAAUUAAUUAACUUACCGUAACAAACUGGAUAUUUCUUACAACAAAAAGAGGCGUGAUCAAUUUAUGUCACGUCACGAUAGUCCGUACAAGAUCUACUGUCCACAUUCAGCCGGCUGAAGUAAACAGUGACGUCACGAAGCGUCAUCGAGCCGAUAAAAAGUCGAUUUUAUUCGCACAAGUUCGGCCAGCUGACUGCGUCCCCCGCUCCGCUACCCGCUGCCGCACGCACUGAAUUUUCAUUGUGGCGAGAUUUCAGUUAGAGGGAGAGAGACAUUUACUUAAAACGUGCGUGUAAGGGAGACGUAGGUAUGAGAAAACGCGGCGCGAGUUGGCGCGGUGGGCGGGCGGUCGCCGGAUGAUGUAUAGAGUGGUGGAGUUAGGUUCAAAUUGCUUCGGGAAGUGGCCGAGAUUAGAGCCAGCGCGGGCCGCACCGCGCCGCGAGCGUAAGCCCACUUAAGACUGUUUUUAAUACUAGUAUUUUUUACGCGAUCCCGACAGGAUUUAGCGGAUAAGCGACGUCGCCGCGAUCGUGCGCUUUGAUUUAUCGGUUUCGGAUUCGGAUUCGGUUUGUUUUCUGGUGUUUACGUUAGUGGGUGACGGCCGGCCGCGGGUGGACGUAACAACUAAUCCCGUGGCUUGUACCAGAUUAUGACGGAUAUCAUCGGAUUUCGUGUACACACACUGUGAAAAUCAGCAUUCUGAGGAAUCAACGAACUUAUAUAUCCCACAAUCCAUACGUAAAGUCAGCUGUAACAUUUUGAACCAGUGGAAGAUGUCAUUCCGCGCGUAAUCUCAACGUGCCCAACCAGUCGCCCGCGCGACAUUCCCCGACAGUCUCAACAAAGCAUCAUCAUUCACCUCAGGGUGUAUAAAGAAGCGCUAGCGGCCGGCAUGGAGCCGCUAAGCGAAAAUGGACUCUGCCUCUCGGAGUUAGAUCUCCAUGGAGGCGGUCACCUACACGAUUCGGUGGCCGCGUCUGUGGGUUCCGCUAUCUCAAGUUUGAUGGCUCCACUGCAUCAUGAGGCCCAACACGCACCAUUACACCACGCUCCCCCGCUACACCAUGAGCCGUUGGAGAAAUUAAAAUUAUGGGCAGAAACAGGAGAAUUUCGAGACAGCGGACAUUCGUCGCUAGCAUCUGCUGGAUCCGGAGUGGACCAAUCACUAUACGCACCCCCGAGGCCAAGGCGUGAUCGUAAACAUACAGACGAUAGUAAUCGCCCCCUUACCUCAGAGCCUACGAUAAAGACGGAAUCAACGACCCCCGGUGUGGGACCCGACGAGCCGUCUCUAGACGACAAAGGGGAUAAAAAGAACAAGCGACAACGACGUCAAAGAACACACUUCACGAGCCAACAACUGCAGGAGCUAGAAGCGACGUUUGCAAGAAAUCGCUAUCCAGACAUGUCGACGCGCGAGGAGAUAGCCAUGUGGACUAAUCUCACAGAAGCGAGAGUUAGGGUAUGGUUUAAAAACCGAAGAGCGAAAUGGCGAAAACGUGAAAGAAACGCAAUGAAUGCAGCUGCGGCUGCAGCUGCAGACUUCAAAAACGGUUUCAGUAGCCAAUUUAAUGGUUUAAUGCAGCCGUUCCCGGAUACCGAUGCACUCUACUCAAGCUAUCCAUAUAAUAAUUGGGCCGCGAAAGUGCCCAGUCCAUUAGGCACAAAGAGUUUCCCGUGGCCAGUGAAUCCCCUCGGAUCGGUAGUACCGGCGAGUCAUCACCAAGGAUCCGUAAAUUGCUUUAACACUGCAACGUCUAUGGGAGGUGUCGGUGGGGGCGGGAUGGCAGGUGUGGCAGGUUCGGCUGGAGUCGGAGGAGGAGUCGCACCCUGUCCGUACACAGCACCUCCGAACCCGUACAGUAUGUACCGCACGGAGCCGUGUCCGGCGAUGUCGUCUUCCAUAGCGUCACUACGGUUGAAAGCGAAACAACAUUCGUCAGGGUUCGGUGGCGGGUACGGGACCGUUUCGCCAGUGUCACGUGCGGGUUCGGCGCCGCUGUCGGCGUGCCAGUAUGCAGGCGGUGUGGGUGUGUCGGACCGGGUGCUUUGAGAGGAGGCGCGCGGCCGCGAGGAGGUUCGCUCGCCGGCGCCGCCGUUGCUCGCUGUCGCGCGCGCCUCCUAGUCGCCGCCUGCGCGGGCGCCGUCCGACACCACGCAUACCACCGGCCUCUAUAGGCACCUUUGGGACUGGUUCGACUGAGUGGACUUUGUGUGCGCAAUUAUCCAAUACCCACAUAAUAAAGAAACGGUGAUUCUAUUCCAAGAGUUUUUAAGAAUCGGGUAUGAGAUAGUGUUAAAUUGCUGUGUCAGUAUAGGGCGCGUUUCGCGCGUAAAUUCCUCAUGUAGAUCAAGGUUUGUUACGAAACUUCGGGCAAUAAAGAAUUAACGAUUCGUCUUAGAUUAUGUUAAUGUAAAUAUGUAGUUAUGUAUGUACGUAUACCAAAGCGAUGUGUGCAAUUUUUACAAGCUUACAAUGUACUUAGAUUAUGGAGUUCUAUUUUUAAGUGUGUAGCUUAUUAUCGAAAAUUGUAAAUAAUGAAAUUAGGUUAUUUAUUUGUUUCGUAUCAGACGAAAAGUUUAAUUGUACGAAUUGCCAUUAAUAUGUGCAAGCUCUUGUUAUUAUCUAGAUAACGCUAUUAUUUUGUUUUGUAUAAAAACAGACAUGAAUUUUCGACAAUCACAAUCAAGUUUGUAUCGUCAUUGUAUGAUAGAAUAUGCAUUUAUUUAUUUACUAGACGACAUUAUAAACAGAAAAUAUCUUCAUUACAUGUUUAAAUACAGUAUGUACUAUUUAUUAUCCAAAAUUUCAAAUAAUUUUAGUCAAUAGUUUAAAGACAAUUCUUGUGUCAAAUGAAUAUGUCUGUUAUUUUUGAGUGGUCACUUUAUAACUUCAAAGAGUAACUAAAUAUAAAUAUUUUCAAUAAAUUAAUUCAAUAUUAUCUUAGACUUAUAUUUUUAACGACUUACUAAAUCUGUAUGGCGGUUCAUUAUU